AUGGGCCUCCUGAGCGCGACACCAGGAUUCAUCGACAUGGCGGAUGUCGGUGCAAACGGCAUUGUCACCAACCCAACAAAGGUCGGCGGCUUAAUCGCUGCCUAUUAUUUUGGUGCGCUCGGCGGCGCUUGUCUCGGAGGAUGGCUCGGGGACAGAGUCGGACGUAAGCGCGGAAUCCUUGUUGCUACGGCAUUUGGAAUCAUCGGGGCUGCUCUAAUGUCAGGUUCUGUUCACUGGGGCAUGUUCUUCCUUGCCCGCAUUAUCUGUGGGUUGGGCAUUGGAAUCCUCAACUCUGUCCUCUUGCCUUUCGUCUCCGAACUUUCGACAGCUCACGACCGUGGCUCGACCUUCUCCCUAGUGUUUAUCUUUAACUAUGUCGGUAUCUGCAUAGCUUAUUGGAUCAACUUCGGUGUCCGUCAAACGAACGACGAGUUCCGUUGGCGCUUUCCCUUGGCUUGGAUGUGCAUUCCACUCUUGAUUGUAGACGUCUGCUUGCCGUUUUUACCCGAGUCCCCAAGGUGGCUCAUUGCAAACGGAAAGCGAGAACAAGCUAUUGAGAUCCUCUGCAAGCUUCGCGGCGAUGUGAGCCCCACGGACGCGGUGAUCAAAGAUGAGAUUGAGCAGCUUGACGCAGUGGUCGAGAGUGCUUAUUACAAACGAAACAACCUUCUGAACAUUGCCCUGGCUGGGCGAUACUCUGGGAAACUGCAUCUUGGCCGGCGAGCUGUCAUGGGUUUUGCUCUUCAGUGGAUUCAACAGUGGACGGGUAUCUUGGCUAUCGCAGCGUGGGCUGGAACGCUUUUCCGCCUUGCCGGUUUUGAUUCUUACAAGAGCCUGUGGCUUGCCGGUCUAGUCAAUACCUUCGGGAUUCCUGGCACAGCUGCGGCUGCACUUAUCAUUGACCGACUCGGUCGCAUCAAGUCGCUACUCGUGUCAUUCAUCACGCAGGGCGUCUCGUUGUUCCUGGUCGCAGCGCUGAUAAAGACAUCUCAGGACGCUGCUGCAAGAGGGGACGUCUCUCAAUCGACUCGUCUGGGCACCGCCGCCGCGUCAUUCGUGUUCAUCUACAUUUGGUUCUUCACCAUGUUCAACAUAGUCCCUGCUUGGCUGUAUCCAACUGAGAUCUGGCCACAAGAAAUUCGCGCCAAAGGUUACAGCUUUACCAUACUUGGCUGGGCUGCCGGUUGUGGAAUGACACAGUUUGUCAUUCCGAUUAUGCUAGACCGUCUGGGUUGGGCCACAUACAUCUUCUUUGGGGCCAUGAACAUCGUGGCCAUGCCCAUUGUCUACUUCUUCUACCCCGAAGUCGCCAAGCGCACAUUGGAAGAAAUCAACCUCCUAUUCACCAGCGAUAGCUUGUUCGUGUCGAAGAACAUGCACGAGUAUCAGAGACGCCUCGAUGAGGCGGGUGGUCAAGUGGCAUUGGCCGCUCGUCGUCUGCUUGAUGAGGUGGACGGACAACUACCUGCUGCAGACAGGGAGGAGAAAGGCACUGCUCAAGUCACCCAUCAAAUGGAUGAGUCACCUGCUUCAAUGUAA
Thyridium curvatum is the source of this 1539-nucleotide messenger RNA. RefSeq lists its product as uncharacterized. Gene Ontology annotation, biological process: carbohydrate transport; transmembrane transport. The coding region runs from base 1 to 1539 and encodes 512 amino acids. Gene Ontology annotation, cellular component: membrane. Lineage: Eukaryota; Fungi; Ascomycota; Sordariomycetes; Thyridiales; Thyridiaceae. The transcript is spliced from 6 exons. Gene Ontology annotation, molecular function: carbohydrate:proton symporter activity. The record is from RefSeq and is a predicted model, not a curated record.